Messenger RNA from Pelobates cultripes (western spadefoot toad), 153 nucleotides. Lineage: Eukaryota; Metazoa; Chordata; Amphibia; Anura; Pelobatidae. The record is from the annotation of a GenBank genome assembly.
AUGGAGCCGCCGGUCAGCAGCACAAACACAGAGCCGCUGGCCACCAGCACAAACACGGACCCGCCGGGCACCAGCACAAACACAGGGCCACCGGGCACCAGCACAAACACAGGGCCACCGGGCACCAGCACAAACACAGGGCUGCUGGGCUUA